Molecule: messenger RNA, 1120 nt
Organism: Drosophila busckii
Lineage: Eukaryota; Metazoa; Arthropoda; Insecta; Diptera; Drosophilidae
Product: antichymotrypsin-2
Molecular function (GO): serine-type endopeptidase inhibitor activity
Source: RefSeq, a predicted model, not a curated record
AUGUUGAAGCUGUGCAUUACUUAUUCCGGAGUGAUUGGAAACAGAACAAAUAAAUAUUGUAUUUCUCACCUUUCUGCUGCAAGUGGCUUAAAGCAACUGUACAUUGGAGCCGAGGGUAAUACUUCAGCUGAGCUGGAGAACCUGCUGCAGUACAAUGGUGGCUAUUCACUAUUGAGCUCGUAUCAAGGUGUUCAGCUACCGGAAAAUGUGGAACUGAACAUUGCAAGUCGCCUGUUUGUAGCGAAAAAUGUUACAGUGUUGAAGGACUAUCAGGAAAAUAUCAAACGUCUAUUUAAUAGCACUGUUGAGUUCGUGGACUUUAAAGAUUCUGCUAAGGCUAGCACUAUUAUUAACAGUUGGGUUGCCAAUCAAACUCGUGAUAAAAUACCAAAGUUGAUUGAGAAAACUGAAGCUAGUGCCGUCAUGAUGCUACUCAGUGCAAUUUAUUUUAAAGGACUAUGGGCCAAACCAUUUGACAGCAAAUUAACCGAAAAAAGGGAGUUUUAUAGCCUAGACGAUGAAGGAAAAAAUAAAACGAUUAAAGUUGACACAAUGUAUAAACGUGAUUUAUAUAGAUCACACGAAAUACAAGAGUUAGAUGCCCGAACCAUUGAAAUUCCGUAUGCCAAUACAACUGUCUCAAUGGUUAUUCUGUUGCCUAAUCAAAUAGACGGUAUCGACUUACUGGUUAAAAACUUGGAAUCGCUACAUGUAGACGAACUAUAAGGAAAGGAUGUAGUACCUAGUAAAAUAGCUCUUCAAUUACCGAAGUUUAAGUUUGAUUUUAGUAUAGAACUUAAACCUAUGCUACAAGAGCUCGGCGUUAAAGAAUUAUUCAACGCAGCAAAUUUAACGAAAAUUACAGCUGCUCCUGUUUCUGUUGGUAGUGUAUUCCAAAAGGCUGUCAUUGAGGUAGAUGAGAAAGGAGCUACUGCUGCAGCUGCUCAAGUUAUAACAGCUACUGCAGUGUCAGUGGAUACCGCAAAGGAUUUCCAUGUGAAUCGUCCAUUUGUGUUUGUAAUAACAGACUUCGAUAAGGUUUACUUUGCUGGACGAGUUGGCAAUCCAACAUAAGUGAAAUAAACAAUAUUGCGCUUAAAAUUAAAAACAAACAUUUUAA